This is a messenger RNA of Penicillium cataractarum, 1158 nucleotides long. RefSeq lists its product as uncharacterized. The transcript has a single exon. The record is from RefSeq and is a predicted model, not a curated record. The coding region runs from base 1 to 1158 and encodes 385 amino acids. Lineage: Eukaryota; Fungi; Ascomycota; Eurotiomycetes; Eurotiales; Aspergillaceae.
AUGACCAUGAACCCCUAUCUUAGCUGGGCCAUCCUGCUCGUGGUAGCAGGUGGUCUGGGCUGGUACUACACCAAUGGCUCGACCCCGAAGGCCAAGACAGCAGUCCGAACUGCUGUAGAGAAGACAGAGGCCGUGGUAGCGCCCAAGAAGCAGAAGCGCAAGCCCAAGGCGCCCGAGCCAGCUGUGGCCAAGAAGCCUGAGGUGAAGACUGUGGUUUCUCCCCCCACCACCGAGGAUGACCAGCCGGACGAGGAUGUUGACCGUAAGGAGAUGGCCCGCCGCCUGGCUGCCAUCAAGAACGGCACCUCCCCCGCUCUCGCGCCCUCCUCCAAGAGCCAGAAGAAGAAGGCGAAGAAGGCUGCUCAGCUCGAGAGCGGCUCCCACGCUUCCUCGACCACCGGCGCCGACGCAGACGAUGACCUCUCCCCCGCUGCCUCCCCCGAGGUCAACGCCACUGUCCCCUCCGCUGGAUACGUUUCUGACAUGCUCGAGGCCCCCGCCCCCGGUGCCUCGGUCCUCCGUGUGACCGGUAACAUCGAGUCUGAGCCUAAGAAGCAGAAGGUGCAGAACUUCAAGCAGGUGGAGACCAAGAAGCAGCGUCAGAACCGUAUUAAGAACGAGGCGCGCAAGCAGCAGGUCCAGGAGGCCGAGGAGCAGCGCCGGAAGCUGUUGGAGAAGCAGCUGCACACCGCUCGCGAGUUCGAGCGCCAGGAGGCUGCUCGUUCUAAGCCGCCCACCAGCAACGCCUGGCAGACCCAGGGCGCCAAGCCCGCCGUCAACGGCUCUUCUCAGCCCGCCCCCGCUGCUGCUCCUGCUACUGCCGCGCCUGUGCAGCUCCUCGACACCUUUGAGCCCUCCGCUGCCGCUCCCGCCCAGAAGAAGUGGGACCAGAACCUGCCCUCCGAGGAGGAGCAGCUGCGCAUUCUGGAAGCCUCCAGCGUUGACGAUGACUGGACUACCGUCUCCAAGAAGGUCAACAAGAAGAAGGGCGGCAAGGCUGACGAGAGCGUCAGCGAGGCCAGCGCCUCCGAGUCCCAGCCCGCUCCCGUGGCUCCCGUCGCCGUUGAGCCUCGUGUGACCGUGACUCCUACCUAUCUCCCGGAUAUCCUCCGCUCUCGGGAGAAGGGCCACCCGCUGGACUCUGACUGGGCUGCUUGA